Messenger RNA from Xiphophorus hellerii (green swordtail), 5370 nucleotides. RefSeq names its product connector enhancer of kinase suppressor of Ras 1 (gene cnksr1). NCBI's taxonomy places the organism in Eukaryota, Metazoa, Chordata, Actinopteri, Cyprinodontiformes, Poeciliidae. The record is from RefSeq and is a predicted model, not a curated record. Gene Ontology annotation, molecular function: protein binding.
GGCUGACACUAGAGGGGGAAACUCUACCUGUUACCUGAGAAAAGGAGUGCCAUUCGUCAUCAUCCGAUUCCAAAUCAGGAUCAAGUUUUCCUUCCUCCAGCAAUCCGGAGAGGUAGAAGUCGGCCAGGACCGCCGGGAGCUGAACGAGCGACUGGAGCAGGACGCCGAGCAUGGAGCCUAUCGCUGCGUGGAGCGAGGAGAGAGUCACCAAGUGGCUCCAAGGUCUGGAUGCUCCCACUGAUCAGUACCAGGUGUCGGAGUGGCACCUGUCAGGUCUGGACCUGCUCCAGUUGACGUCCCAGGAUCUGGAGGCUGUUGGAGUUCAAAAGAUCGGACACCAGGAACUGAUUCUGGAGGCUGUGGAGAAACUCUGCUCCCUGACUUAUGGCAUGGGAGGAGAAAACCUGCGCGGUCUGACAGAAAAGCUGCGCGUCGUUGCCCACUCCCUGCCGAUAGCCAUCCAGGGCGGUUGGCGCCACAACAGCUACGACGGACGGAGCGCCACCAAGCUGCCAGCUGGCAUCCUGAAGAACGUCAUAGAGCUUAUCACUUCUGCCAGAGGCCUCUUCUGCUUGCUCAACAGAUAUCAGUUAUCCCAGCUCAGCAGAUACACCUCUACUCAGAGCAUAUUCACCCAUUGUAGAAAUCUGGAGACAUUCGUCCACAAGGAUUCCACCGUCUACGAAAAGGAGAAGGACAUCAUAUCUGUUUGCCGUCAGCUGGUGGAGGUUUGUGACGAGAUCCUGAACUCCAGCUCCGAUUCGCUUCUGACCCACACGGCUCAGCUGGAGAGCGUCAGCCUGGUACCUGCUACACUCGGUGAUCAACUGGGGAUCGAGAUAACGUCCACCAGCUCCAGCAACCACUACGUGACGGGAACGGCUGCUGAGCCUUCCACUGAUGCCUAUUUGCGAGUCCUGUCUGGUGAUGAAGUGAUCCAAGUCAACGACCAGAUAGUGGUCGGUUGGAGCAGAGCCAAACUUAUUGAGAAGGUGCGGGAGAAUCCUGGUGGAGUGACUCUGAUCAUAAAGAGGAUCCCGGGUUCGCUGCAGCGCAAGCAUUCGAUCCAGAUCACACCUGUGCAGGAGGAGGAAGAGGAGAGACGAGUGAGUUCGGAGGAAGAAGAACCGGAGGGCAAAGAGGAGAAUCAGAGGCACUCCAUAUUUGAGAGAGUAGCAGCUUCUGUCAGAUCUCUGUCAUUUAGGCGGGCCAUUCAUGGGCCGGAGGUUCGACAGAAGCAUAUGGGACAGGAAGAGUCUGAGUUGCCUUCUGACAGGGAGCAGGAGAGGACCGUGACGUUAGCUGCAUUUCAGAACCAACCGGGCAGGUUGUCUCCUCUGCCAGCGUCAGUGGCUGAGAGUUUGGAUGGUUCGAGGCGCUCUCCAAAUCUCAGGAAAGACCGAACGCCGUCACCAAGAAGUCCUUCGCCUUUUGAAUUUAACCUAGAAAGAAGCAGCGUCAGCUCCUGCCCAGACAUGGUGGGGCACACGUCGAAUAAGGAAACCAAGAAGAGCUCUACGAAAGGAAUGUCGACAGCUCUGAGCCGGCGCCGAGUCUCCUGCCGGGACUUGGCUCAUCCCGACUGCGACGGCUGGCUCUGGAAAAAGAGGAAGGAGAGCAGCGUCUUCAUCACCCAGAAGUGGCAGCGCUUCUGGUUUGUUCUGAAAGGACCCAAUCUGUACUGGUAUAACACGCAACAGGAUGAAAAAGCUGAGGGUCUCCUAAGUGUAUCCAGCUACAACUUAGAGAGUGGUGGAGAGCACAAGAGAAAACAUGUUUUCCAAAUGACCCAUAAGAAAUUUCAGAACUUCUUCUUCGCCGUUGAUUCUGCCGCCGACCUGAGCAAGUGGAUCAACAGUCUGAUUAUAGCCAUACAGAAGCACAAGAGGCUCCAGAAAGGUCCAGAUAGUGAAGAAGAAUGUUACAGCGAAACUGAAUCGGAGAGCGAAUCGUCUCCUUCAACUCGCAGGAAAAACAAGCAGAAAGUUCAGUCUAACACUCUGCCUCGACCUAAGGGGAAAAUAAACAAGGCGCCAUUACCGACUUCUUCAACAGAGGGCAGCAAAGAUGGUGGCACCGUGGAUGAGAUGGGGAGGAUGUUUAACAACCUGAAGGAAGGAGGCGUUUCUCUGAUUGGCCAUGAGCAGCCGUUCACGCAGGACCACUUCAGGAAGUCGUUCAUCCGGCGCAACAAGAACCCGGUCAUCAACGAGAAGGUGCACACGCUGCGGGCCCUGCACAGCACGCUGAAGGCGAAAGAAGCCGAGUUGCUGCAGAUCAACAAGCUCCUGGAUGAGUCGGACCUGACCGCGUCCAAGUACCGGCGGUGGAAGGAUCAGAACGAGGAGCUGGUUUCAGAAAUCGAGAAGCUGUCCUCGGCGGCAGGCGGCAGGGACGUCGCUCCGGCGGGGGGCGGCAGGGACGGCAGGGACGUCGCUCCGGCGGAGGGCGGUGAGGACGUCGCUCCGGCGGAGGGCGGUGAGGACGUCGCUCCGGCGGAGGGCGGUGAGGACGUCGCUUCAACAGAGGGCAGUGAGGACGUCGCUUCGGCGUGGGACACGUCUGCUGAGGACGUUGCCUUGGAAACGGUUGCCACGGAAACAGCCGCUGCAGAGACUGAGGCAUACAGACUGAGCCUGAGCGACGGUGAGCAGCUCGUCGACGCGGAGCCGUCUGAUGUUCGCCUGGAGAUCCCUCGGGAGUCUCCGAGUCCCGAGUCGAGCCCACUGCUGGAACUCUCUCUGGGAUCUCUGUCGGACUCCAUAAACAAUCAGCUGCGCAAAAAUGCAGAAAGCAGAGACGCUGGUGGUCAUUACUUCUACAUCUAGAACCUCAGCGGCUCAGUAAAGCCCAAUGUUUUCCACGGAGCUGUCGAACAGGAGCGCAUGUUCUGAUAUUUACAUUCAAGGAUCUCUAAACAUUGCCUCUCAAUCAAAGGCUGCAUCCUUGAAGACUUUAUUCUCUUGUUAUAUGAGAAAAAAAUCUGCCAAGUUUUCAGCACAUAUUUAUGAAAUUCUGAAAUAUGUUAGAUUUUGCAUUAUUUUAAAAUUUUCCUGUAGGUCAUGCCUUUUUCAUAUGUUGUGUAAAUAUUUUCCCAUAAUUACUGUUUUCAUUGGUUAACUCACAGUACCUUAAUAAAGGUAUAAAUGAAAAACAUUUGAUGGAACGUUUCCAGCAGAGUUGCAGCUGCUGGUCGAAGCUUUUUCAGCUCUUUUGUCUGUGCUUCACUUCACCUCUUCUGUGCUCUUGCUGAUGAACUCUUCGUCAGACUGACUGACUGUCUGAGCGGUGAAUGAAGCAGUGAAGGCCUCUCCAUGCUGGUUUGAAAGAAUAAAGAGAAUUUAGAUCCAAUAUAUGCAAGUAUAUUUCAGUAAAUUGAAAUAUGAUGAUAAAGAAUUGAAAAGUGAAACUUGUACCCGGAUGGAUGCAUUUUAAAUGUUUGUUUGUGUCAAUUUUGGCACACAGAUAAUAAAACCAAAAAUUCUGUUUCUCAUCAAUUUGAAUAUUACAAAAGACCAAUAAAAACUGACUUUAUGCUGGAUUUUCAGAAUGAGCUAAAUUUCCAAAUGAAAUCAAAAAUUAACUUUUAUCUGAGAAGGGGUCUUUGCACCACUAAACAACAAUCUGUUGCUUCUCACAUUGACUCUUGCUAAGAAGUUGCUGUCCAUGUUCUGGAUCAGCUCCAAACUCUUGACAGAGCUGCUUCACAAUCUUCUGUUUUACCACAUUUUUUCCUUCCACCAAACCUUCUGUUGAUUUGUUUUGAUCCAGCAGCUUGUGACAGUCCUGACUUCUUUAGCAGUGAUCCUUUGUGGCUUAUGCUCCUUAUGGAUGGUCUCACUAACUGUGAAGUCAUAAUAUGAUAAUUACAGCAUUCCUGCAGAGAUAGUCAUUUUUUAAAUUGGUCUCAUGAAAUAUUAUGAUUUUCUGAGAAUGCAAAUAUUGAGUUUUCUUUAGGUGUGCAAAAAUAAACAUUUAUCAGUCAUUGUUUAAUGAAUUUAUAUCAUAGUUUUAAAAUAUUAUUUAAAUUACUGAAAAAAAUACAAGCUGCAUAUUGUCAAUGUGACUCAGAGCAGUAUGACUGACAAUCACUAGUAAAUGUUUUGUUUAUGUCAGGCUCCAUUGGGUGAAUUUCAGUGUUUAUUACUUUGCUUCCUACAUCUGUCCUCUAACAACAAAAAUAAAAUGUUUUUAAUUCUCUGCUUAGCUUUUCUUGACCAGAACACAACAAAACUUUCAUUGUUGUAACGUCAAUCAGAUUUAUCUUCUACGUUGGUUUCAAAUUUAAAUCUAACUAAAUAAUGACUGAAUCCAUUAUCUUCUUAGUUUCAAGUUAAGGUGUUUUCUACACCUGUUUCAAGCCUUGUACCUGUUGUUUAGAUUUACCAAUUGUCUUUUAUUUUUAUCCGCGUUUUUGUUGUGUCCUCCACAGUUAUUGUUAGUAGGGGUGCACUGAUCUUUAAAAAGCCUGACCUGCCGAUUCCAAUUUUUACUGAUACCAAUUUCUAUGUCGGAAAAGUUGCCAGAUAAAGAGACAAAAACGCUAAAUUGGCAUUAGUGGAAUGACUGAUUUAUUUUUAACUGCACACAUUAAAUACGGCGGGUCUGUGUCUGUCACAGUAAAGCUAGAUUGGUUACACAUGUAAAUAUCAUCUGAUCACUCUAAAUUAAAGAAAUCAGGGUUAAUUAUCAACUGGCCAACUUAUCGGUGCACCCCUUAUCAUCAGCCAAUAUGUGUAAUAAUCUCACAAUGAAAAUUUCUGAAAAAUCCAGCCUUUAAACUGAGAACAGUUUGGAAGAAAGGGCCAUGUUCAAAUUUAGCACAGUUUUGUGUAACGCUUAUUGCCUCCCCCCAACAAGGCAAUAAAUUUAUAACUUAUUCCUGUAACAACAAAUAUAAAAUGUUUUUGUUGAACCCAAAAACUCAACCCAGAACCCAACUGAAAAAUGCUUUCAUACUCAAUAACCUUAUUAAGUUUAUCAGCCUUUAGAUGUUUUUUCAUGUCACGAUUUGUUUGGAAGGCAUUCUAGAAAAAUACCUUUUAAUUUCUUCUAUCUCAAAGAUAAAAAUAUGGAGUUCAGUAAAAGGUGCUAGGUCCUGAAUAUUAGGACAUUUUAUUAUCUUGUGACCAGAUCUGAUACAAAACAUAUGACCUAAUCAAUACAGAAAUGCCUUAACAGACAAAAAAAAAAACUAAAUCAGAAAACCUCUGGUGAAAACAACAGAAAGAUCUGGGACUCUGGAUCAUCCUAAUAUGUUGUCGUAUUAGUAAAAGCAGAAAGUAUUGACUUCAGGGGUGUGAAUAACUUUGUCUCCAGUUUAAGCAAUUAUUUUUUUAACCUGAAAAUAAAGAAAAAUGCUGACAACAA